AUGCGGAGGCAGAAAAAGGCCUGGUGGUUUCUUUGGGCAAGAAAUUUAUUGCUUACAACCAAGCUAAAAGCCAAAGAUAUUGGAGAAUAUGAUGAUAUAAAUGAUGACAUAAAUAAUGCCAUAAAUAGUAGCAACAUAGCUGAUACCAAUGAAGUGUCUACCAACAAACUUGAUGAGGUUAAAACCCAUGAAGCUAUCAAUGAAUAUGACGAUAUUGGAGAAUAUGAUGAUAUAAAUGAUGACAUAAAUAAUGCCAUAAAUAGUAGCAACAUAGCUGAUACCAAUGAAGUGUCUACCAACAAACUUGAUGAGGUUAAGACCCAUGAAGCUAUCAAUGAAUAUGAUGAUAUUGGAGAAUAUGCUGAUAUAAAUGAUGACAUAAAUAAUGACAUAAAUAGUAGCAACAUAGCUGAUACCAAUGAAGUGUCUACCAACAAACUUGAUGAAGUUAAAACCCAUGAAGCUAUCAAUGAAUAUGACGAUAUUGGAGAAUAUGAUGAUAUAAAUGAUGACAUAAAUAAUGCCAUAAAUAGUAGCAACAUAGCUGAUACCAAUGAAGUGUCUACCAACAAACUUGAUGAGGUUAAAACCCAUGAAGCUAUCAAUGAAUAUGAUGGAGUGGAGAUGAUACAGGGUACAAAUAUUGAAAAUUCCGGACCGAACAAGAAGAUUGUUUUUUCUGGGGUUGAAAUUAAUCAUAUGCUGAAGAGUCGAGUGAUGAGAAUUAUGAUGAAGAGUAGGAUGCCAGUUAUGAUGAAAUAGCUUCUGACUGAUUCUGCCAAGUAGCAACAGAAUCACCUGAUUACUCCUCAAAAGAUUCUGAUUCUAAAUAUAAGGAACAGCAACAUAUGAAACGUUGCAUUGGUA
Molecule: messenger RNA, 867 nt
Organism: Ruditapes philippinarum (Manila clam)
Lineage: Eukaryota; Metazoa; Mollusca; Bivalvia; Venerida; Veneridae
Product: hybrid signal transduction histidine kinase M-like
Exons: 8
Coding region: 1-762 (253 amino acids)
Source: RefSeq, a predicted model, not a curated record